This is a messenger RNA of Schistosoma bovis, 1973 nucleotides long. NCBI's taxonomy places the organism in Eukaryota, Metazoa, Platyhelminthes, Trematoda, Strigeidida, Schistosomatidae. The record is from the annotation of a GenBank genome assembly.
AUGACGCGAUCAGAAACAAAACUGCCGACAGUUGAUCGCAUUGUCACAAGUGUACCUUCUCCUCCGAGCAAAUUAAUGCCUUCAAGUACGGUGUUCGAUUCUAAGGGUCGUCCUCAACUGGAUGUAAUUGGACCACAUUUAAUUUCUGAAGGACGACUGACAGAAGAAGCAAUACUAAGAAUUAUUAAUGAUUGUUCAGCCAUUUUAAAAUCAGAAAAAACUAUGCUUGAAUUAGAAGCUCCAAUUACAAUUUGCGGUGAUAUACAUGGUCAAUUUUAUGAUCUAAUGAAACUUUUCGAAGUUGGUGGUCCUCCUGAAACAACACGUUAUCUAUUUCUUGGAGAUUAUGUUGACAGAGGUUAUUUUAGCUUAGAGUGUGUAAUCUACUUGUUUAGUUUGAAAAUUCUAUAUCCACGCAGUCUGUUUCUUCUACGUGGUAAUCAUGAAUGUCGUCAUUUGACACAAUAUUUUACAUUCCGACAAGAAUGUAUCAUGAAGAGUACGGAACAUGUUUAUGAAGCUUGUAUGGAAGCAUUUGAUCUUUUACCAUUAGCUGCAUUGAUCAAUCAACAAUUUCUAUGCGUACAUGGUGGGCUAUCGCCUGAAUUGCAUACAUUAAAUGAUAUACGUAAGUUGGAUCGAUUUAAAGAACCACCAGCAUUUGGUGCAAUGUGUGAUUUAUUAUGGGCUGAUCCAUGUGAAGAUUUUGGUCAAGAAAGAAAUUCGGAACAUUUCAGUCAUAAUACAGUUCGUGGAUGUUCAUAUUUCUACAGCUUUAAUGCAUGUUGUCAUUUUUUACAAGCUAAUAAUUUACUGUCUAUUAUACGAGCUCAUGAAGCACAAGAUGCCGGUUAUCGAAUGUACAGAAAAAGUCGACAAACUGGAUUUCCUGCUUUAAUUACAAUUUUCUCAGCACCAAAUUAUUUAGAUGUGUAUAAUAAUAAAGCCGCUAUAUUAAAAUAUGAAAAUAAUGUAAUGAAUAUACGUCAGUUUAACUGUUCACCACAUCCAUAUUGGCUACCGAAUUUCAUGGAUGUAUUUACUUGGUCAUUACCAUUUGUUGGUGAAAAAGUUACCGAAAUGUUGGUCAAUGUACUUAAUAUAUGUUCAGAUGAUGAACUGCUAUCGGACACACCAGAAGAUGAAUCACAAAUCACAGCGCGUAAAGAUGUUAUCAGGAAUAAAAUUCGAGCAAUUGGUAAAAUGGCUCGUGUAUUCACUGUGUUAAGAGAGGAGAGUGAAACUAUACUUGAACUCAAAGGACUUACUCCAACUGGUAUGCUUCCAUUAGGAGCAUUAGCCGGUGGUCGAGAAGCUAUCAAAGCUGUUUCUGGAACAUGGACACCACAUAAAAUUCAAUGUUUUGAAGAAGCAAAAGCAUUUGACAAAGUCAAUGAACGAAUGCCACCACAUUUAGAUAUGAAUUCUAAACGAUGUUGGCCAUAUUCUUCCACAACAUCAAUGAAUACAAAUGAUGAACAAGAGAUUAAAUUGUCUGAUUCACAUAUUAUCAUUAGUCGUGACCCAAUUGUAGACGAUGAUAAUGAUUCUCUACUUACAGUUAGCUCACAAAAAUCAAUGCCAAGACCACCAUCGAUUUGUGAAGAACACUCAUCUGAUGACGAUAAUGUUGGUGAUGAUGAUACUGAAGUCAAAAAUGAUAGAAGAAAGUUCAGACAACAAAUCGAUACUGUUAACGAUCUCAAAUCAACAAAAUUAACUAAUCAACUUGAUACAAUCAACACAUCAAAUGAUCCCAAGCAGUCGACUAGUUCUGCUGACUCAACAAAAUCAAAUAAAAAUGAUUUAAGCAAUACUACUAAAACUCCUAGUACUACUACUAUUGGUGGUAGUAGUAGUAGCAGUAGUUCAACAUUACAAAGCAGAACAAUUAUAAGGACAAUAACACCUAAUAAAUCGAAAAAUGACAACCUGUAAUCAUCAGUGCUUCCGUAGGAACAUUCAAUCUAUCC